This is a messenger RNA of Equus caballus (horse), 3654 nucleotides long. RefSeq names its product grainyhead like transcription factor 3 (gene GRHL3). The record is from RefSeq and is a predicted model, not a curated record. Gene Ontology annotation, cellular component: nucleus. Gene Ontology annotation, biological process: regulation of transcription by RNA polymerase II. NCBI's taxonomy places the organism in Eukaryota, Metazoa, Chordata, Mammalia, Perissodactyla, Equidae. Gene Ontology annotation, molecular function: DNA-binding transcription activator activity, RNA polymerase II-specific; RNA polymerase II cis-regulatory region sequence-specific DNA binding.
ACCAACACCACCCCCCCCCCGACACACACACACAGAGAAGGUUCCCCCAGAGCAGUGACCCUGUCUUUUUGGCCUCUGUCUCCCCAGAAACCAGAGUAGGGUCUGACACACAACAGGUGCUCAAUGAAUGCCUGCUGAAUGGAGGCCACUGACUUCAGCUCAAAGGGACAGCCAGACCCAGAGUGAGAUGACUGAAGAUUCAGAUGUGGACUCCGACACUCACUAGCUUGUGCCCUUGGGCGAGUCGCCUUACCUCCCUGGCCUCCAUUUCCUGACCUGUAACGUGUGUGUUGGGGAGGGAAGAGGGCGUGAUAACAUCUACCACAGUGAGUUACUGUGAGAAUCAAAAGAAAUCUCUGGAAUAACCGUAAAAGAUUAUUCAGAAAGAAGAUAUUACUGUCUUAAGUGGAAAGUCCUGGAAAAAAAGAAGGGGAACUUAUACAGAGACCCACUGGGAGAAGAUCUGCUCUGUCCUUUGAGAAUUCCUCAGGGGCUGUGAGUAUCUGAUGCUCAGCAGAGGAGGGGGCAAAGGAAUUUGGGAGGGAUAUUCCUGGGUAUCCAACACACUAACUAGAAACACAAUCGAGAUUUCCUUUAGCCAAGUAUCUGUUUGUGCCUGUACUUUUCCUCUAGCUCUCUUUUUUCCAACAUUUUUUUCUCCCUCCCUCAUCUCCACCCCCCACCCACUCACCAAGGAAGGAAUUGGCCAGCUCCACCCAGCCGGCCCCCCACAGCUCCGCCCCCAACUUGGCAGGCCAAGAGUUAACAGCUGCACCUGUUGAGGUAUACCUGCUGUCCGCGGCACCUGUACCCGCAGCCAAUCAGCGCCAGCGCUGCCGGGAACCUACCUGUCAGCAAAAUCCCGACACUCAAACCUCAACAUAAAUCAAACACUUCCCUGGGCAGGGAAUGUCUGUGUCAGGCAAGAAUUAGAGACGAGCGGUCAGCAGGGCCUCCGUGCUGAUCACUCGAGCCUGGGAGCCUGGGAGCAGGAAGAUGUCGAAUGAACUUGAUUUCAGGACUGUGCGGCUGCUGAAGAACGACCCAGUCAACUUCCAGAAGUUCCCCUACACUAGCGAGGAUGAGGCCUGGAAGACCUACCUGGAAAACCCCUUGACGGCCGCCACGAAGGCCAUGAUGAGAGUCAAUGGGGACGAUGACAGCGUGGCGGCCCUGAGCUUCCUCUAUGAUUACUACAUGGGCCCCAAGGAGAAGCGGAUACUGUCCUCCAGCACUGGGGGCCGGAACGACCAGGGAAAGAGGUACCACCAUGGCAUGGAAUGUGAGAUGGACCUCGCCCCCCUUGAGAGCCCCACGCAUCUCGUGAAAUUCCUGACAGAGAACGUGUCCGGAAUCCCCGAGUACCCAGACGUGCUCAAGAAGAAUAACCUGAUGAGCUUGGAGGGAGCCGUGCCCACCCUGGGCAAGGCAGCCCUCCUCCCCCCAGGCCCCAGCAAGCUGGAAGCUGGCUCUGUGGACAGCUACCUGCUGCCCACCAGUGAUGUGUAUGAUAACGGCUCCCUCAACUCCUUGUUUGAGAGCAUUCAUGGGGUGCCACCCACACAGCGCUGGCAGCCUGACAGCACCUUCAAAGAUGACCCACAAGAGUCACUGCUCUUCCCAGAUAUCCUGAAAACAUCCCCGGAACCCCCGUGUCCAGAGGACUAUCCCAGCCCCAAGAGUGACUUUGAAUACACGCUGGGCUCCCCCAAAGCCAUCCACAUCAAGUCGGGCGAAUCGCCCAUGGCCUACCUGAACAAGGGCCAGUUCUACCCCGUCACCCUGCGCACCCCCGCGGGCAGCCAAGGCCUUGCCUUGUCCUCCAACAAAGUCAAGAGUGUGGUGAUGGUCGUCUUCGACAAUGAGAAGGUCCCGGUAGAGCAGCUGCGGUUCUGGAAGCACUGGCAUUCCCGGCAGCCCACCGCCAAGCAGCGCGUCAUCGACGUGGCCGACUGCAAAGAAAACUUCAACACCGUGCAGCACAUCGAGGAGGUGGCCUAUAACGCACUGUCCUUCGUGUGGAAUGUCAACGAGGAGGCCAAGGUGUUCAUUGGCGUCAACUGCCUCAGCACAGACUUCUCCUCACAGAAGGGGGUGAAGGGUGUCCCCCUGAACCUGCAGAUCGACACCUAUGACUGUGGCUCCAGCCCUGAGCGCCUGGUGCACCGCGCUGUCUGCCAGAUCAAGAUCUUUUGUGACAAGGGAGCAGAAAGGAAGAUGCGGGACGAUGAGCGGAAGCAGUUCCGGAGGAAGGUCAAGUGCCCAGACUCCAGCAACAAUGGCAUCAAGGGCUGCCUGCUGUCCGGCUUCAGGGGCAAUGAGACCACCUACCUGCGGCCUGAGGCUGACCUGGAGACCCCACCGGUGCUGUUCAUCCCCAAUGUGCACUUCUCCAGCCUGCAGCGCCCUGGAGGGGCAGUGCCCUCGGCAGGACCUGGCAGCUCCAACAGGCUGCCCCUGAAGCGCACCUGCUCGCCCUUCACCGAGGAGUUUGAGCCUCUGCCCUCCAAACAGGCCAAGGAAGACGAUCUGCAGAGAGUUCUGCUGUACGUGCGCAGGGAGACUGAGGAGGUGUUCGAUGCCCUCAUGUUGAAGACUCCGGACCUGAAGGGGCUGAGGAAUGCGAUCUCUGAGAAGUAUGGGUUCCCGGAGGAGAACAUUUACAAAGUCUACAAGAAGUGUAAGCGGGGAAUCCUGGUCAACAUGGACAACAACAUCAUUCAGCAUUACAGCAACCACGUCGCCUUCCUGCUGGACAUGGGGGAGCUUGAUGGGAAGAUUCAGAUCAUCCUGAAGGAGCUCUAAGGCCCGAGUGAGCCAGCGCGCACCCCCUCAGACCCCUGGGGGUAGGCUCCAGGCAAGGAGCCAGCUGGGGAGCGGCCCCCCCACACACAACCUCUCCUCACGCCUCAGUGCCGUUACUUGAAUGCCCUCCCUGAGGGAAGAGGCCCUCCAGUCGCAAGCCUGUGGAUGUCGGGGCCGGGGACAGACCUGGGAGGUGUCCUGAUCCGAACCUCCUCCUCUUGCUUGACUCUGCUCCCUGAACUUCCUGCCAGUGCCCGUCCGGCCAGAGACGGUGUCACCUCGGUUCACAUACCCAACAUGCUGUUUCCUCCUCAGCAGACCGCCCUCUGCAGUCGACCUCCUGCGGCUGCCCCGGCAGACGGCGGAAGCAGAGCCUCUCUCUCAGCGCCGCUUGACUGCUGUCUGGCCCCACUCCUGAUUCUCCCAUCGACUUCAGACCUAUGGUUUCUUGCCCUUUGGUCAGUUAACUUGAAAUCUCUUGAUUUUCAGUGCAAAUAACUUGGACACUCUAGUGGAAACACUCUUCCUCACAGACUUCUUCCGUGCAAGAUGGAAAUAAUGGAGCUGAUCCACUAGAACGAAGUGGCCGCUGUGUAAAUUGACCGUCAUGCCUGCUCCCUGUUGUAUACAUUUCUUAUUUACAAUUUUCAUUUAUGUUAUAUAUAUAUAUAUAAGUAUAUAUUGUAUAUAUAUGCCACAUUUUAUAUUUUUCAUGGAUACAUUUUUAUCAUUUCAAAAAAUGUGUAUUUCACAUUUCUUGGACUAUUUUUUUUAGGUGUUAUUCAAUUAUGCAUUUUAUAUACACAUAUGGUAUUUAGUAAUAAAAUCCCACCUAUGUAUUACUUCAGA